AUGGAUGUCAAACCUAUCCCGGCAUUUUAUUGCUGUUACCUUCUUCGCUCCACGAUCCGCCACUCAAGUCUUUAUGUCGGGUCAAGUCCGGAUCCUGCUCGUCGCCUUGCACAACACAAUGGCCGUGUUCAAGGUGGUGCUGUGCGGACAUCGCGAGCCUCUCUGCGCCCGUGGGAAAUGGCCUGUAUCGUGGCAGGCUUCCCAUCCAAUAUCGCUGCCCUCCAAUUUGAAUGGGCAUGGCAUAAUGCUCACUUGACCCGACAUAUCACACCCACAGAACGCAUCACGUUCGCAACCAACCGCACAACGACCUCAAAGUCUGGCAAAACAACGCGUCGGCCGGGUAGACCACGGACUUCCUUGAUGGAUAAACUUUCUAAUCUCCAUCUUUUACUUCGCAGCCCAUACUUUUCCAAAUGGCCCCUCGAACUCCGCUUUUUCAACGAGGAGGUUUAUCGAUCGUGGAUCACUUGGUGUGGGAGGGUUGAUACCGUCCUUCGACGUGAGAUUCAAGUUCACUUCGAUCCACCCCAAGGAAAACCUCUGACUGAAGAGUUUACUUCGGCACAGCCAUCUUCACGAAGAAGCAAGGCAGACUCGAUUGGGAAAGGUGGGGUCGAAGGUGUCGAUCCCACUUAUGCCCGUCUUUAUGAUGUUUUGCAAAAAAGUCAAUUUCUGCUUGACGAAGGCGAGAGUCACAAGUGCUCUGUUUGUGCUGAGCCCUUGGACUAUCAUGAUAGCUUGUUCGCCAUCUGCCCGUCAAAUCAAUGUUACGAUUUGUCUCACAUCACAUGCAUUGCAGACCAGUCACUGGGAGGCAAUGGUUCAAACGAGAUCGUCCCAGAAUAUGGAGUGUGUCCAUCCUGCAAGCAAAGCCACCCUUGGUCCGAGCUCAUGCAGCAGGUGACUGUGAGAACGCGAGGCGAAAGGGAGGCUCGUAAGCUCCUCUCCAAAAAGGCUAGGAACCGAGCUGCAACCGUGGCAGCAAUCUUGGAGGCUGAGAGCGAAGAAGACGACGAAAACGAGGCAAUGGACUAUGAUUCUCUGACUGCACAAGAUGUUGUUAAUGAGCAAGGCGAUCUGAGCGAUGAUGAUCAGGACAACGCAUCUGUUGCGUCGGCAGAUUCAACCUUCAGCCGAGAUUCCAAAAUGGACUUGGAGUGUUCGCAAAACAACAAGCCGUCGAAGCUCGAGAUAGUGAUAGAAGAUAGUGAGGAUGAAGAAUGA
Messenger RNA from Exophiala aquamarina CBS 119918, 1227 nucleotides. RefSeq lists its product as uncharacterized. NCBI's taxonomy places the organism in Eukaryota, Fungi, Ascomycota, Eurotiomycetes, Chaetothyriales, Herpotrichiellaceae. The transcript has a single exon. The record is from RefSeq and is a predicted model, not a curated record. Gene Ontology annotation, biological process: double-strand break repair via homologous recombination. Gene Ontology annotation, molecular function: 5'-flap endonuclease activity; crossover junction DNA endonuclease activity. Gene Ontology annotation, cellular component: Slx1-Slx4 complex. The coding region runs from base 1 to 1227 and encodes 408 amino acids.